CAACUAGCUUAUCAUCUGUAUUCAAAAAUGGGGCGAAAGAAACGCAAGUCCGCCGAAAUGCCAGCCACCAGCCCUACGCCUCCUUCUCAGGCUAGGGCGAGCGAGCCAGGCGCCUCCGCCACGAUCGCCAGCCAAGACCGAUCCAAGCGUCGCGAGCACGAUGAUACCAAGGUGUUCCAAAAGUCCCACCUGGCGUGGGCCAGAUUCUGGGCCGAGAAAGCCGCCAGGCUUGCGUCUCCGUUCGCGAUCAUCGAGCCCGAUGAUGAGGCGAUCCCCUUCCUGAUCGAUCGUGUAGAAGUGAAGGUACACAUUGGGAACAAAAAGGUAUCUGGCGGCCAGAGGGUACCCCGGUACGAUGGGUGCGACUUGAACCCCCCGCUGUCGCGUGACGCCGUCGCGGACAUCGUCAAGCAAACGCGAGCCGACUGUCCGAAAGCGCAGGCCUGGUUGGGCGCGCAUGCAUACGGGUUUGAGCGGGAAGAUCAGGAAAAGCGACAGAUGGGGAUCAUCGAGCGUGAGCAGAAGAGGAAGGCGACGGUGGACAGCCUGCGGUAUCAGACCAUGGUGGCCUUGAAAGCGGCGGAGGCGUCGAAGGAGGAAGUGCGCGAGGUCCUGGCUAUGCUGCCACCCGCGCAGCUCAAGCCGACUCCGGCGAUUACCACUGAGGCUGAGAUGGUGGCGCAGGUCAAACGCGUGGAGAAGGCCCAUGAGAGGCUUCAACGGACACUCGCGGAAAUGAAGGAUUUCAAGUGUGCUUGAUUGGUUGUGACCGUCCCUGGAGAUCCCACAUGUCAUAUAGUACACAUGCCGAGAUCCUGCAGGUGUGGUGGUGGUGAUGUUCUUUUCUCCUUUCUUCGCCGGCUGUGCUGCAUAUUCCCAUU
This is a messenger RNA of Aspergillus homomorphus CBS 101889, 881 nucleotides long. RefSeq lists its product as uncharacterized. Lineage: Eukaryota; Fungi; Ascomycota; Eurotiomycetes; Eurotiales; Aspergillaceae. The transcript has 2 exons. The coding region runs from base 28 to 759 and encodes 243 amino acids. The record is from RefSeq and is a predicted model, not a curated record.